UCUGCUGCUAGCCGGCGGCCGAGCGUCGAGCUCCAGCCCGGCCUCCGCGUGCCCCUCGGGCUCCGCACCCCUGAUGCUGCUCGGGCGCUGAGCCCGCCCCGGCCGGGACGAUGGUGAAGUAUUUCCUGGGCCAGAGCGUGCUACGGAGUUCCUGGGACCAAGUGUUCGCUGCCUUCUGGCAGCGGUACCCGAAUCCCUAUAGCAAACAUGUCUUGACGGAAGACAUAGUGCACCGAGAGGUGACCUCUGACCAGAAGCUCCUGUCCCGACGACUCCUGACCAAGACGAACAGGAUGCCCCGCUGGGCUGAGCGACUGUUUCCUGCCAAUGUUGCUCACUCAGUGUACAUCCUGGAGGAUUCUAUUGUGGACCCACAAAACCAGACCAUGACCACCUUCACCUGGAACAUCAACCACGCCCGGCUGAUGAUGGUGGAGGAACGAUGUGCUUACCGUGUGAACUCUGAUAACAGCGGCUGGACCGAAAUCCGCCGGGAAGCCUGGGUCUCCUCUAGCUUAUUUGGUGUCUCCAGAGCUGUCCAGGAAUUUGGUCUCGCGCGGUUCAAAAGCAACGUGACCAAGACUAUGAAGGGUUUUGAAUACAUCUUGGCCAAGCUGCAAGGUGAGGCCCCUCCCAAAACCCUUGUUGAAACAGCCAAGGAAGCCAAGGAGAAGGCCAAGGAGACGGCACUGGCAGCUACGGAGAAGGCCAAGGACCUUGCCAGCAAGGCAGCCACGAAGAAGCAGCAGCAGCAGCAGCAGUUCGUGUAGCCGGCCCAGGCCCCGAGGCAGCAGCCUAGCAGACUACCGGCGCCAGUCCGUGCCCCGCCUCCUGUACUUUAUCAUUAAAAGCCAGCUUCUAGCCCUCUC
Messenger RNA from Cervus elaphus (red deer), 869 nucleotides. RefSeq names its product PRELI domain-containing protein 1, mitochondrial-like. The coding region runs from base 111 to 770 and encodes 219 amino acids. The record is from RefSeq and is a predicted model, not a curated record. The transcript is spliced from 2 exons. Gene Ontology annotation, cellular component: mitochondrial intermembrane space. Gene Ontology annotation, molecular function: phosphatidic acid transfer activity. NCBI's taxonomy places the organism in Eukaryota, Metazoa, Chordata, Mammalia, Artiodactyla, Cervidae. Gene Ontology annotation, biological process: phospholipid transport.